Klebsormidium nitens is the source of this 2484-nucleotide messenger RNA. NCBI's taxonomy places the organism in Eukaryota, Viridiplantae, Streptophyta, Klebsormidiophyceae, Klebsormidiales, Klebsormidiaceae. The record is from the annotation of a GenBank genome assembly.
AGUACUACUGCUACAGUGCAGCUAGCUGCCCUGACAAAACUAGCAAAGCAGUGAGCAGGACGGGUCUCUGAAGCGCUCAAAUCCUUGUCCAACUAGCACUCUCCUCGAGCCAGACAGAAUGCCUUUGCUUCCGCUUCUGUGAAGUCUGCUGGUUGCACCUAGCUUUUGAAAUGGGGAGAGGGGCAAUGGGCUACGAGCAGGCCUCCGACAACGCAGACGGCCGCACCGCCUUCCGCAAAGCUGAGAAGCUGUACAAGCUGUACACUGAGCGGAAUCCCAAAAGCGGUGAAAGUGGUAAAGGCAGCAGGAAAACGAAGCAGGAGGUGGACUUGUCAGGCGUGAUUGACCUGAAUCGCAUCCAGGAAGAUGGCGCCUAUGCUGAAGAAAGAGGUGCGCAGAGGUUGGAGAGUGGAUGUAACCGUCCCACGUACAUCCUGCAUUCGCAUCCAGGUCUCUACCUUGUGCCUGGUGCAAUCCCUGUUUGCAAACAACAGUACUGGAUCCAACAAGCGCUGGAAGUCUUUCCUGAGCCCCCAAACCGCACCAAUCACAAUGCAGAGUACGGUCCAGUAAAGGGCCUCUGGGGCUUAGCACAGAAAGAGUUGAAGUCUCAAGCUGAUGCAAACACAGUACGGUCUGUGAAAGCACAAGCAGAGCGAGUCUCUGGAACGGCUUCAAACGGCGGUUGUUCAAGACUGAAUAGAAGGGCAGAGAACGGGGUUCGUUCCACAGAGCUGGAAGGCACAGGAAGCCGGUCUUUGACGUUGGAAGCGGAAUCGCUGGAUCCUGGCUCGUCUUGUUCAGCUGAACCGGUGCACGCUUCAAGCAGAAAAGCAGGAGCCUCAUUUCAAAACGGGCAUUUGGACGCUGCGAUUGAAGGACCAGGCACCACUGGUAGAGCGGAAUCCUCCUCCAAAAUUACUGAUCCUAUGUUGAAACGCCGCCCCUCGGCUGCAAAACUCUUGCGGAAGCUCCGAUGGGCUACGCUGGGUUUGCAAUACGACUGGUCGUCUAGGAGUUACGAUGAGAGCCUGCCACAUGCGCCGUUCCCUGCUGACCUGGCCGAUUUGGCCGCCAGGCUGGCGGCCCCCGCUAUGCGACACCUGUCUGUUCAGAGCGUUUCAAAUCCAAAUUUUGUUCAGCAACCUCUUCGAUCUCCGGAUUUGGAACGCUCGGAAGGAGAGUGUCAAACCGGGAUUGAAAGUGGGCCGGACAGUGAGAGUACGAGUGAAGGGGAUCAAAAGAGUGCAAACGAAAACGUGCGGGGGCGGAAGGAUGCGAACGGGAGCGAAGAGAGGCAGAAGACUGAGAAGAGAAGCGAGGGGGGGUGGAAAAGUGAAAGCGGGAGCGUGGGAGAACGGAAGAGGGAGAGUAGAGGUAACGGGGAUCUGGAAAGUGAGACUGGAAGAGAAGGGGGGCAACAAAUCGGGGAGGGGCCUCCGGGGGGGGAGUGUAAAGCGGGGCGGAAGAGUGAGAACACGAGCGAUUGGGGACGGAAGAGUAAAAAGGGCCUCCAGGAAAGAGAAAGUGAAAGUCAAUUCGCGGAGUGCAGGAAAGAGGGGCCGGGAAGGGAGUUUCGAGCGGAGGGGGCGAUUGUAAACUACUACGGGCCGGCAGAUGCGCUGAGUGGGCACUUGGACGACGUGGAAGAGAACAUGGAUCUGCCGAUUGUCAGCAUAAGUUUGGGAUGCAAAGCCCUCUUCCUGAUCGGAGGCGAGACACGCGACGUUCCCCCGACGGGCAUCUUUCUGCGGAGCGGCGACGUGGUUCUCAUGGCGGGCCCUGCUCGAAGAUGCUACCACGGUGUGCCCCGUAUCUUUACCGACGCUCUUCACAGCGACCUGCCCCCAGCGAUCCAGCGAGACUCUGCCGACACUGACUUCCGGCCGUUUGCCGACUACAUUGCGAGUUCCCGCAUCAACAUCAAUGUUCGCCAGGUGCAUUGACGGAUCCUAUCAACGAUUGGAACAUUUGUGGGCCUGCAGGAUGCUGGCCUGAGCUUGAGUAGAGCUGUGCUAAAACGUCGGCAAACAGAUGUCAGAACGCUCCUUCGGACGACUCCUGCGAAAAGGAAGGUGGUAAUGUCAGGCAAACGGGGUUUCAAUAAGCAGAACUUGUACUCUUGACUGUACGCCAAUUUUGGCGGCCGCCGCAAGCCGGGCAAGCCUAAGAAUGUUCCUAGGACGCAUGGACAUCUUGCGGGCGGCCACCUGUUCAGCCAACUGUCCUUAGUGUGCAGAUUGUCUUGCAAAACUCAGGCGCGACCCCAACAUGGGGUGCAUAACUCACGGACCUUGUACAAUCCUUGACCAUACUGCGGGCAGACUCAUAGUUGAGCUCCAGACGUAUGCUGCUGAAAAUACGUUCGCCGUUGCUCCAAAGGCCUAGGUAGCCCUAGAUCCAAUGACCAUGCUGAAUUGACACAUGCCGCAGUGCUGGCAGGCACGCUAAACAUCUAAAAGACGUAAAUACGCAAUAGCGGCU